Nematolebias whitei (Rio pearlfish) is the source of this 1200-nucleotide messenger RNA. It is a transcript of the gene eaf1, whose product is annotated as ELL associated factor 1. NCBI's taxonomy places the organism in Eukaryota, Metazoa, Chordata, Actinopteri, Cyprinodontiformes, Rivulidae. Gene Ontology annotation, cellular component: super elongation complex. The transcript is spliced from 6 exons. Gene Ontology annotation, molecular function: transcription elongation factor activity. The record is from RefSeq and is a predicted model, not a curated record. Gene Ontology annotation, biological process: positive regulation of DNA-templated transcription; regulation of transcription elongation by RNA polymerase II. The coding region runs from base 169 to 948 and encodes 259 amino acids.
AAAUCCGCUGUCGAGUGACGAAAGCCUUGUUUUGCUAAAUGUUAGCAUCUUCAAGCUAACUUUAUCUCUUUAUUGGACUCUCUUCUCCAGUUACCUCUAUUUACCUUCGGCGCUUCAUGGGAUUUUAACUAAAUGUAAAAUUUUAACUAUUUUCAAAAAGACAGAAUCAUGAACGGGAGUACUAAUCCGCUGCUAGAUAAAGAGGAACAUGUUUUAAAGCUCGGAGAAAGCUUCGAGAAGAGGCCAAAAUCUUCUUUUCACACCAUCAGAUAUGACUUUAAACCAGCUUCUAUUGACACGAGCUGCGAGGGAGAGCUCCAAGUGGGAAAAGGAGAUGAAGUUACCAUAACACUACCUCACAUUCCAGGCUCUACGCCUCCAAUGACAGUAUUUAAAGGAAACAAGCGGCCAUACCAGAAGGACUGUGUGCUCAUCAUUAAUCAUGACACAGGUGAAUUUGUACUGGAGAAGCUCAGCAGCAACAUUCAGGUCAAGAAAACAAGAGCGGAGGGCAGCAGUAAAAUCCAGGCUCGAAUCGAGCAACAGUCAGUUCGUUCCUCGCAGCCCAGCUCUCAGUUCCGAGCCCCAACCAAGCCCGGGACUGGGAUCAGAAACUCACCCUCCCAAUCUAAAGACAACCCCUCCCCAGAGCCUCAGCUUGAUGACAUCAAGAGAGAGCUGCGAGCGGAGGUGGAGGUGAUCGAGCAGAUGAGCAGCAGCGGCAGCAGCAGCUCGUCUGAUUCAGCCAGCGCCUCUGGGAGCGGCGACGACAGCAGCAGCAGUGACGGUGAGCACGAUGCCCCGCGACCGCUCAGCCAGACCUCCCCCAGCCGCACCCCCAUGGUCAACGGAGGAGGAGACAGACAGCAGGGCAACAACCAGCUCAUGAACACACUCCGAAAUGAUCUUCUGCUCAGUGAGUCGGGCAGCGACAGUGAUGACAACUGAACUCUCCUGGUCAGUCCUCCAUGCUCCUCUUCCUCCUCCUCCUCCUCCUCCUGCUUGAUUUAUUUGUUCAGUUGCUGUGAAAGAUGACCUCAGCUUUAUUUUUUUAAUUUGACUUUAUUUUUUUUACAUUUUAUUUUAGUAUAACUUCAAAGAUGGCCAGUCAGAAGCAUUAAGGUAGUAUUUUAUUAGAUGUAUAUUUUGUUUUAGUAAAGUAAAAAUAGAAAAGGUUUGAUUUCUUAAGAAGAAUUUGCA